AUGAAAAGUGUUGGCUCUAUAAUUCAAAAAGUUUUGAUGGUACCACCAACACAUUUUUGUGUUGAAUAUAGUAUUAAUCCAUGGAUGGGUGGUAUUGUUGAUAAAAAUAAAGCAAUGGAACAAUGGAAUAAUUUAAAAAAUUUAAUUGAAAUAGAAGGUGUAAAGGUUUUAACAUUAGAACAAGUAGAAGGUCUUCCUGAUAUGGUAUUUAGUUGUAAUUUUGGAUUAGUAUAUAAAAAUAAAGUAUUUAUAUCUAAGUUUAGGCAUUCACAAAGAAAAGGAGAAGAAAAAUAUUUUAAAAAAUGGUUUAUGGAUAAUAAUUAUGAAAUAAUUGGUGAUUCUAGUGAUGAUACUUUUGAAGGUGGUGGUGAUGCAUUUUUUUCUGAUUAUCAAACAUUAUGGGGUGGUUAUGGAGAGAGAACAGAUGAAAAUGUAUAUAAUAAUAUUUCACAAUUAGGGAUAAAUGAAUUUGAAAUUAUAAAAUGUCAAUUAGUUCAUCCAUUAUAUUAUCAUAUGGAUACAUGUAUGAGUCCAUAUUCUGAAACAGCUUGUUUAUGGUAUCCUCCUGCAUUUUCUAUUGAAUCACAAGAGAAAAUUAAAAAAAAAUUACCAGAUUCAAUAGAAGUUGAUGAUGAAGAAGCAAAAAAAUUUAUUUGUAAUUCAAUAUGUAUCAGAAAUACAAUUAUAUCACCAAUUGGUAUGAAACAAUUAACAAAAAAUAAGUUAAUGAAGCAAGGAUAUAAUGUUAAAGAAAUUGAUAUGAGUGAAUUUAUGAAGUCUGGAGGUGCAUGUCAAUGUUUGGUAUUGAAACUUUGA
This is a messenger RNA of Strongyloides ratti, 816 nucleotides long. Its product is annotated as Amidinotransferase family-containing protein. The record is from RefSeq and is a predicted model, not a curated record. The transcript has 3 exons. Gene Ontology annotation, molecular function: arginine deiminase activity. Lineage: Eukaryota; Metazoa; Nematoda; Chromadorea; Rhabditida; Strongyloididae. The coding region runs from base 1 to 816 and encodes 271 amino acids.